Messenger RNA from Alternaria burnsii, 2940 nucleotides. RefSeq lists its product as uncharacterized. The record is from RefSeq and is a predicted model, not a curated record. Lineage: Eukaryota; Fungi; Ascomycota; Dothideomycetes; Pleosporales; Pleosporaceae. Bases 1 to 2940 code for a protein of 979 amino acids. The transcript is spliced from 2 exons.
AUGUCGUUCGCAUACAAGGUGGAUGAACUGCUUGCACUUCGCGACUCGGUGUCGGAAUCGGCUGUGUCGAUUGAGAAGUUUCCUAAUGAGGAUGUGAUCAGAGAACACGUCCUACGCCCCUCGGUGUCCGCUUCGGCGAAUCUGUCUAGCAGAGCAUCGAACAGAAGCCUGCGUGUACCUACUCCGGCGGCUCUCAUUCCUUUCGGCCCUCAGAAGCGGCCAUCGCCGACGCCGUCGAUUAAGCGUGGCAAAGCAGAGAAACUUCUCAAAGAACACGGAAGUCCCCCUGGUAUACGAGUUACCGCGGGUGGCCGUAUAGUUCCUAGCGACCUUCCACCGCUCGGCACGUCUCGAUACGGUGACACCGCUUACAGACCACAACCACCACUGCGUGUCGCCCCAGGCAAUAUCCCUCAGCCGCAGACACAAACAAACGGCAACAAUACCGCUCGUGUUGAAGUCGUUGGCGGUCAACCAGUCAUCUUUGUUGGUGAUCGCAUGUUCGCACUGCCAGCAGUCAACGCAACCAACCCCAAGAUACCUCUCACUGGCCCCGCUACUAUGGACACGACGGCCAAACAGAUGCUAGGCGAUUCCACGUUGGCUACUCACAAUACUCAAACGGGAGGCGCCUUUGGGCCAUCACGUUCCAGUACUCACACACCAUUUGCUGGCCUGGACCUGACGACACUCAAGGCGCAACAAGCGCUGAAGAAGCAAGAGCUGCGAACCGUAGAGCAGACCGAGGUAUUGCAAGCUGGUCACCAGAGCGAGGCAUGGCGCGCGGGAAUGAUCGAGAAGAAGCGGCGCCUGAUCGUCGAGCUUGAUGCGCUUCGAAAGCAAAUAACAGCCGCCGAAUCAGAGGGUAGUACUGCUCAACAUAGCACCUUCUCUGGAGCGAACGCUCUAGGCUCAGCACCUAUGCCGACUUUUGGACCGCAAUACCAGCCAGGAUAUGCCCCUCCCAUGUACCCAUUCGCAGCGCCGUAUUCGUCUCUGCCGAUGUUCCAGCCCCAAGCUCAGCCUUUUGGUCAAUUUCCCAACUUUACUGCGGUCGAGCCUACACCUUUUGUCCCAGCCGCGGCAAACCCACCUCAUUCUCCUCCAGGCUCAGCUAGUCGUCGUUCUAGAGCUAUUGAGAUCAAGCCACCACCUCCAGAGGAAGUCAAGAAGGGAUCUAUUUUGAACCCAAAGAGCCCUACAUACGAGCCCGUUACCAAGUCCAGCACCACGCAAGGCGCUGUACCGCCCACUCCCUCGGCAGAGAAGCGAUCUCCGUGGCGAGCACAAAAACAGCAAGAGCAGGGCAAACAUGACCGCCGGGCGUCAUCGCAGAAGCAUAGUCUGUCUAGCGUUGAUACCAUGGAUUUCUUCCCUACAAACACACAUGAGCAUUCCUCAACACGCGUAGCCCCACAAGCCAAGGAGACCGGGCACUCGUCCGAUGAGAACACUGCUGUCCCAUCUACACCGGAGAAGCACUGGCCUGCUAGUCCUUGGAAUGAAGGUGAUUCUGGUCGCUCAAGGCAAAAAGAGCCUGCGCCUAAGCUCACUUCGUGGCCUGAGGCAUUUGGCAAGCAACCUUCUAUGACUGCUGUACAGCAGAACGCUUUUGAGAAGCCCUUCUCCACCAUCGUUGAGCGAGCUCCUGUAAUGGGCGCCAACACGUCGACUUCCGCUUCGAGUAGCUUCGUCGCGCCACGCGCCAACUCGGACCAACGUACUAGUACAGAUGAGAACUGGCCGUUCCAUGGCAAGCCGGUAACAUAUGUUCCGUCCACAUAUCAGGAGGGCUACCAGGCCGGUUAUGACCAUGUUGGCAUUCCUGACAGUCCCGAGGUUCUGCAAGGUUACAUCCAGGGUCUUUUGCACUUCCUCACAGAUGAGUCGAAGAAGCGUCAAGCUGAGUAUCAACACGACAUUGACUCUAGGACACCCUCGCUACGAGCGUUAGUUGCCGGGUCUCUUCCCCAAGACUCUGCUGCCGGUAUGCCUUUGAACAACAACAACAACGCCAAUGGAGGUCAGGAAACUGUUCGCUCAAUGAAGGGCAAUCUGCCAGACGAUGCCCGUCGUGACUCGGGAUACGGUCAGCAAGGGAAUGUUAAGGAAAUUCCAGUGCAAUACAUGGCUCGCAGCGAAGCUAUUCUGGAACGCCAUCGCAUCGCCUCUGCCGCGCAGCACCUGAACCCUCCAGUGAUCGUUCCACGGAGGCUUGCGUCUAACUACCGACAGGCUGCGUUUCCGAGCAUCGAGAAUGAUACAAGUCGAGGCAUAAAGAAUCCAAUUAACUUGUCCAAGGCGAACAAUUCCUUGGACAGUGGCGUGGUUCAGCAUAUCUUCGGCAAUCAAACCCAGAAUCGCAACUAUGGCACGUCACUGAGCUCGCAGCGCUUCUACCCAACGCACAAGGAAGUGAGUCUGGGCGAACUUGGUACCUAUAACGCACCUGCUCCUCGGCACUUUGGUAACCGCUUGUCAGGACUGGACGGCGCCAUGGAUGAUUUGUCGGAGAUGAUCAACGAUACGCCUACUGACGAGCAUCGGUCUCCGGUUGCAGGGGACCUUCGUUCAGCUGAAGCACCUGUCCCCUUUGAGUAUGAGGAGAGCAGUGCAAGCUGCUUCAAGGUGCCAAGCAGUAAGGGCAAGCAGAAAGCGACGUCUUCUCCAACGAAGGCCGCGGAUGUCGAGCGUAGUGCUGCUACAUCUUCGCCAGCCAACCCACCUAGCUCGCCUAAGAAGUCCGGAGAGCAUUCACCCGCAAAAGCGAAGCUGGAACAGGUGACCAACAAGUUUCGACGCAGCAAGAAGGACGACCCUCGAACCAUGUCUCCAGACGAGAGGCAGAAACGUUCAGACAAGUGGCGACAGCGCUUUCGGGACCUGAAGAGGACGGAGAUCGAGGAGAUCGAGGCGCAUCGUAGGAACUCGCGUACUUGA